UUUCACGUCACAUUUUUUGCAAGCAGCGCUUGUUCUGGAACCUACUGCAGCGCUAGUAGUGCCGAGUGCAGUUCCGUACGCUCCAACUGCACACGGUACCACACCAACCGCCUUUCAGCUAUUUAACUUUGAAUUUCCUGCCGUUUGGAACAGAAUACUGCGAUUAGUGAUCAAUUGAACGAAGUGAACCGAAAAUUAACGAAAAACUGCGAUGUCUGAUCAAGAAGAAACUGUAGUUGCUUGCUGCGCAAAACCAGCACAAAAAUGUUCUUGCUCUGACUGUAACUGCGCAGCUAUUUCCGAAUGCCAAACUACAGGAGAAUGCUGUUGCAAAGAAGGCACUUGCUGCCCUGAGGGAGACUGCUGUAACGCUGAGGAAACUGACUCAGAAACAGAUGAAAACUCUGCUGAUUGUUGUUCAAAAACAAUCAAGAAAUGUUCUUGCUCAGAUUGCAAAUGUACACCUUCGUCUACAUGCCAAGCAGAUGGUGCAUGUUGCUGUAAAGGAGGUGAAUGUUGCCCCGAAGGUGACUGUUGUGCAACCAAAAAACCUUCCCCUAAGUCAGUAAAAGCAAGCUGUUGCAAGAAAACAAACAGUUGUUCUGCUAAGAAAUGCUGUAUUGUAGUAAACUGCUGUGCAAAGAAAGAUUGCGUUCCCUCUAACAACUGUUGCAGUAAAAAGAACUGUUUCAGUACUGGAACAUGCUGUGCCCCUACAGGAUGCUCUGGAAACACCAAUUGCUGCUCCAAAGGACAAUGUUGUGAUACUAGAAGCUGUUGUCAAAAAAGUAGAUGCUGUAAUACAAGUAACACUCCAUGCUGCGGCAGAAGAAACAAAAACUGUUGUUCUACAAGAAGCUGUUGCAACAGAGGAGCUGUUGCUAGUAUAAUUUCCUGCAAGAACAGUUUCAAUAAUGCCGGAGGAAAUUGCUGUGGAUACCCAUACCUUCCUACAGGUGGUAAUUGCGGUUCUGGAAGAAACUAUGUUAAUCAAAAUUGUUGCAACAAUUUAAGAACAUUCUCAAACAGAAAUUGUUGCUCAGGAAUUCAAUCAAGUAAUGUAAAUCGAUACAACUGUUGCAAUAUUGCUGCAAAUUGUUGCACCGAUAAAAAUACGAUUGGUGGUGGUUGUUGUAGUAACAAAUCUGAUAUUGGAAGUAGCAACAAAUGUUGCAAUAUUGUUACGAAUUGUUGCAACAGUCAAGGAAAAGCUACUGAAACAGCUGGACCCAAGCCCAAUUGUUGUAUUGUUGUUAAUUGUUGUACAGACAGUAACAAGGUUGAUGAGGACUGUUGUAGUAACAAACCUGGCAUUGCAAACACCAGAAAGUGUUGCAAUAUUGUUACAAACUGUUGCAAUAGCCUAGAAAAAGAAACUGAAACAACUGGGACACAACCUAAAUGUUGUAUUAUUGUGAAUUGUUGUACUGGCGAUAAGAAGAUUGGUGCUAAUUGUUGUAACAAAUCAGACAAUGAAGCAAGCAACACAUGUUGCAAUAUUAUUAAGAACUGUUGUAAUAAUGAAGAAAAAAAUGCUGAAACACCUGGGGCAAAACCCAGUUGUUGUAUUAUUGUAAACUGUUGUACAGACAAAAACAAGCUUGGUGCUGACUGUUGCAAUGACAAAUCAGACACUGAAGAAAUCAACAAAUGUUGCAAUAUUGUUAAAAACUGUUGCAAUAGUGAUACAGAAACGCCUGAAGCGAAACCAAAUUGCUGUAUUAUCAUCAAUUGUUGUAAUGACAAUAAAAACGUUGAUGCUGAAGAUGAAGGAAACUGCUGUGUUGAUAUAAAUGGUUCCAAAACAUGUUCUGGAAACAAAAAAUGUUGCAUUGUAGUAAACUGUUGCAAAAAUAACCAGAAUGACAGUGCUGAAGAAGAGAAAUGUUGCGAAACUGAAGACGAAUUCGAAAUUCCUGAUUAAUAAUUUUUAUGUAAUAAUAGAUAUAUUUAAAUUUAUAUAAUAAUUUUAACUCAUAUUAUUUCUUGUAUUCUGGUAUUAUUAUUAUAAUGUAAUAUUUUAAGUGCUAUUAUGGUGUUGGUAAUAUGUUUUAUACAGUAUAACAAAUAAAUAAGUAAAAAAUGAA
Molecule: messenger RNA, 2087 nt
Organism: Sitophilus oryzae (rice weevil)
Lineage: Eukaryota; Metazoa; Arthropoda; Insecta; Coleoptera; Curculionidae
Product: keratin-associated protein 10-7-like
Exons: 4
Coding region: 212-1924 (570 amino acids)
Source: RefSeq, a predicted model, not a curated record